Messenger RNA from Eubalaena glacialis (North Atlantic right whale), 204 nucleotides. RefSeq names its product NADH dehydrogenase [ubiquinone] 1 beta subcomplex subunit 1-like. The transcript has a single exon. Gene Ontology annotation, cellular component: mitochondrion. Lineage: Eukaryota; Metazoa; Chordata; Mammalia; Artiodactyla; Balaenidae. Bases 28 to 204 code for a protein of 58 amino acids. The record is from RefSeq and is a predicted model, not a curated record.
GUUGCUGCGUCCGAAGCUGCAGCAUUCAUGAUGAACUUACUUCUGAUUGUGGGUGACCACUGGGUACAUAUUCUUGUCCCUAUUGGAUUUGUCUUUGAAUGUUCUCUAGACAGAAAGAAUGGUGAAAAGCUAACUGCCUUCUGGAACAAGAAUCUGUCACAUAAAAGAGAACUGAGACCCAAUGAAGAAGUCACCUGGAAGUAA